GUGAUAAGCCAUUCAAGUGUGAGAUUUGCGGUCGGGCAUUCACCACUCGUGGUAACCUGAAGGUGCACAUGGGAACACACGUGUGGCAACAGAAUCCAUCGCGUCGUGGCCGACGUAUCUUCGAGUUCGGCACCGAUCCGACGUCACCGUUGCAUGCCGAGAUGCUAUCACCGCUGGGUGCUGGUGGUGGUGGACAUGGUCAAGGAGGAGGAUCGGAUACGCCACCGAUCCGGGCGCAGUUCGAGAACCCGUUCCGUGCGGCAGCAGCCGCAGCCGCAGCGGUAGCCUCAUCGUUUCCGCCGGAUCAUCCGAUGCGCAACGGCGGUCCACUAGGGCCGCCACCGUUCUCGUGUGCUGGUCUACCGUUUCCACUACCGCUUCUGCCCGCACUCGUUUCCGGUGGAUCCGCUGGAGGC
Molecule: messenger RNA, 416 nt
Organism: Anisakis simplex (herring worm)
Lineage: Eukaryota; Metazoa; Nematoda; Chromadorea; Rhabditida; Anisakidae
Source: the annotation of a GenBank genome assembly